Symbiodinium necroappetens is the source of this 373-nucleotide messenger RNA. The record is from the annotation of a GenBank genome assembly. NCBI's taxonomy places the organism in Eukaryota, Dinophyceae, Suessiales, Symbiodiniaceae.
GCCAUCCAGGCAGUCAAACGAACGCUCGCGAGGAUGGCUGGUGAUGAAGUGGAUGAAUCAGCAGUGGAACUGGUUUUGCCGUGUGCUACCGGCGCAUUCUUCGCCGCUUACCGUGCCGGUGCUUUGCGUCGGAGACUACAGGAGACCAUCAACAUCUGCUUCAACAUUCAGGUUGAGGGCGAAGACAACAGCAUCCGAGUAUGCCAGCGCCUUUCGGAAUUUGGACCAGGUACUGCCGAUCGGUAUCUGGGGGCCGAACUUCCCGGUGGAAAUGCUCACGUGAUCAACUGGACCGCUGCGCCGAACCCCUUUGCAGCAAAUCCCAACUUGAACAUCGGAGAGCCCCCGCCGGGCUUCAACCCCUCUGAAACGG